Molecule: messenger RNA, 4756 nt
Organism: Lutra lutra (Eurasian river otter)
Lineage: Eukaryota; Metazoa; Chordata; Mammalia; Carnivora; Mustelidae
Gene: IL7R
Product: interleukin 7 receptor
Exons: 10
Coding region: 154-1692 (512 amino acids)
Biological process (GO): cytokine-mediated signaling pathway; hemopoiesis; positive regulation of receptor signaling pathway via JAK-STAT
Cellular component (GO): external side of plasma membrane; membrane
Molecular function (GO): protein binding; cytokine receptor activity
Source: RefSeq, a predicted model, not a curated record
AGGUCUGCUUACAGUCAUCCUCACCUACUUGACUCCUUGGGGGGUUUCCUCUUUUUUUCCCAUAGUUCUUGGGGGUCCCCAGUCACUUCACUGAGCUGGUGUGGAUUUCUUUCUUCCAGCAGAAAGCAGGGUCCCAAGACUGUUUCCCAUCUUAUGGAUAAUAUCUUAUUGUUAAUUAAGAAAGAUUGGGACAAAGAGACAAAACCUGGGGCUUCCUGGAGUGGAUUUUUACUAAGAAAACAAACAGUAAACAAGUCAAGUAAAGAGUACACACCCUCUCCCACCCCCUAUCCAGGAACCUCAAAUCUGGCUAAAAGAAUGAUGAUUCUGGGUACAGCUUUUGGUAUGGUUUUCUAUUUACUUCAAGCUGUUUCUGGAGAAAGUGGCUAUGCACAGAAUGGAGAGUUUGAAGAUGCCGAACUGGAUGACUAUUCAUUCUCUUGCUACAGUCAGUUGGAAGUGGAUGGAACCCAGCACUUGCUGACCUGUGCUUUUGAUGACCCCGACGUCAAUAUCACCAAUCUGGAACUUGAAAUAUGUGGAGCCCUUUUGAAUGUAAAAUGCCUGGCUUUUGAUAAACUGCAUGAGAUGUAUUUCAUUAAGACAAAGAAAUUCUUACUCAUUGGAGACAGCCUAAUACAUGUGAAACUUGGAGGAAAGAACAUAACUUCCAAGAAAUUGAACAUAGUCAAAAUAGUUAAACCUGAGGCUCCUUUUGACAUAAGAGUCAUCUAUCGUGAGGGAGCAAAUGACUUUCUGGUGACAUUUAACACAUCUCAUUCACAGAAGAAGUAUGUGAAAGAAUUAAUGCAUGAGGUGGCCUAUCACCAGGAAAAAAAUGAAAAUGACUGGAUGCAUGUGAACAUAUCCAGUACAAAGCUGACACUCCUACAGAGAAAACUACAACCUGAUGCAAUGUAUGAGAUUAAAGUCCGGUCCAUCCCUAAUGCCAACUAUUUUCAAGGCUUCUGGAGUGAAUGGAGUCCAACCUUCCACUUCAGAACACCAGAGAUCACAGGGAGGAUGGAUCCUGUUUUACUAACUAUUAGCAUUCUGAGUUUCUUCUUUGUGGCUCUGAUGGUCAUCUUGGCCUGCGCAUUAUGGAAAAAAAGAAUUAAACCCAUGGUGUGGCCCAGCCUCCCCGAUCAUAAGAAGACUCUGGAACAACUGUGCAAGAAACCCAAAAAGAAUUUGAAUGUGAGUUUCAACCCUGAAAGCUUCCUGGACUGCCAGAUUCAUAAGGUGGAUGGCAUUCAAGCUAGAGAUGAAGCAGAGAGCUUUCUGCAAGAUACUUCUCCUCCACAACUCGAUGAGACUGAAAAGCAAAGGCUUCGAGGGGGUAUGCAGGGCCCCACCUGGCCAUCAGAGCAUGCAGUCAUCACCCCAAAAACCUUCAGAGGAGAUUCACCCUUUGGAAGCCUGGCUGGAAGCAUCAGUAUGUGUGAGGCCCUUGUGCAACCUUCUUCCAGGUCCCCAGACUGCAGGGAAGGUGGCAAGAAUGGGCCUCAUAUGUACCAGGGCCUGCUGCUUGAGUCUGGAACUACAAAUAGCACCAUGCCCACUCCAUUUCCUUUCCAGCCAGGAAUCCUGACACUGAACCCAGCUGUCCGGGGACAGCCCGGGCUCACUUCCUUGGGAUCAAGUCAGGAAGAAGCAUAUGUCACCAUGUCCAGCUUCUACCAAAACCAGUGAAUUGUCAGAAAUGCAGGACUGGAACCAUGAAGACCAAGAUGACUGAACUCCUACUUACUUUCCCUCAUAGGACAAAGAAGACAAAAUUAAUGCCAGCUCUCCGUAUAAUCUACGGGAUUCAGAAACAUAGUUUGGACCACUCUUCCCCACUCCAAGAUCAUUUGGCUUGAGGCAGGAGCACUCUGCUGCAGGCAACACAAAUUAUUCCAUUAUUUCAGAAAGAAAAAGAAGCAGGAAAGAAUGAAAAAAAGGGUAAAGGAGAGGGGAAAGGGGGGUGUACGGCAGGAAGAAGGCAAGGGCAGACGAGGGAAAGGAGAACAGGGAUGAUAACUUCCAUUACUAGGACUCACUGUGUGUCCUGUGCUCUACACAUCUUGUCUCCCUGCAUCCUCAUGGUAAUCCCGGGCACUGGCGCAAUUUUUAUUGUUAUUAUUAUUAUUAUUCUCUUUUCUAAUGGAUAAUGCAACUGAGGCUUGGAGGCGUUAAGUAACUUGUUUAACUUGUUAAGUAACAUUUUGUUCCCCCUCAGCAUGGGGUUUGAUGGUUGGCAUCUAACUGUGCCCACUGCCCCUCAAGCCACGUACCUUCUCCUUGAUUAGGGGUCGUUCCAUUUACAAGUGUCAGACUUCAAUAAUAUGGAACAGGAUUACUAUAUAAUUUAUUGUCCAAAUUAGGUCAUUUUGAAAGUGAAAGGGGAAGUUAUAAAUACUCAUUCCAGGACAAGCAGCAUAAGCCACGAGUUUCCCAGACACAUGGGGACAAGGCCACCAAAAAAAAAAAAAAAAAAAAAAAAAAAAAAAGGCUAAGAGAAAGAAAGGGUGAUGUAGUAUGUGAACUACCAGGCUAGCCACGUCUAUGAAAACCAAAUAAGGCAAGAAAAAGCCACAAAUGCCACUUGACUUUGUUUUUCUGAAAAAGGAGAAGCCCAAAAUUUCUACUAUUAGUUAUCAAACACAUGAUUCUCUUGCUACCACCACCCAGCUGCAUCCAUUGACAAUAGAAGAAUCUGUUACCAGCUCUGGAUACAGGUGCAUUUGAGCAAUAAACCAAGAAUAACCUUUCUAUGUGUGUAGAGACUGCCCCAACCCAAACGCAUCUACAGACUGUCCUGAGUUUUACGGCCUUAGAUGCUGCCACAAGCUUCAAGGAGAACUGUAAACAUACACAGUGAGUGAGCUGACUUGGCCCUGGUCUUGAAGAUAAAGAAGAUUUGACAUGCGUCCCCUUGCCUUUCUUGGUCUAGAUGAAUUUCUGGUUAUUAUCUCAAACCGGGUUAAGACAGCUAAGUAAUCGCAACCCAGGGGAGUGCAGGGGAGGUCUCUCCCACUGGCCCCAGCCCCUGGGCACCUGCAGAAUCACACAGGGCAGCUGAGGCACAGGAAGUCAUGAAGGGCAUGGGUUCAGGAUUUGGUUUGGUUUUGUCCAGGAGUUUGUCCCUGCUGUUGUUGGGGUUGAUAUUUCAUAUCUUUUUUUUUUUUUCUGUUUUUAGUUUGUUGAGGAGGUGAUGUGUUUUUAAUCUCUUUAUUUGUUUUGUUUUGUGAUAUCUGGGAAGGGGGUUUUAAAUUCUAACAGAUCUUAUUUGCUGGCUUAGCAGCCUAAUUAUAGUAAGAUCAUUUAUUCUUCCAUUGGGCAUUAUACUUUACAAAUGCUUUUCUCUGAAUCAGUAGUGAAGAAUAUAAUCUCACAUUCCCUUAGAUUUGCUUCGUGAUUUUGUGAUUUUCAAAGCAUUUCCAUAAGCAUUAUCCCUUUCAUUUCCUUGACAAGUGUUUAUGGAAAGUCUGCUAUAUGCCAACCCCAGGGCUGGGCGUGAGGAAUCGAAGACUAAUAAAGUUGGGGGCCUCAUAAAGUGGGCAAUCUAAUAAAAGUGGCAGCUUUGUAAACAAAUGAUUAUAAUUACAUAAAGUGCUAUAAUAGAGGCAUGUUCAUUCAAAGUGCCCUGUUGAAGAAAAUCAGAGAAAAUACCAUGUCUACAUGGAGGAAAAGCAGAAUCUGCCCGGUGUGUCAACAGCAGAAGACAUUUUCCACCAGGUAGACAUGUGUAGUUUACCUUUUGUAGAAAUGAGAACCAGGUCUCAAAGAGGAGGUCAUCACAGGAAACUUUGUAUUAGCCUAGUUCUCUGGUACCUUAUCCACAGAGGUCCUAUGAAGUGUGUUGUUAGCUUUGACUUACGGGAAAAUUGGGAGACAGAAAGGACAGGUAAGUCAUUCCACCUGAGGUGUGAAGUCAGGACUUAAAGCCAAAAGUUUGUUUCCCUGACAUAAUAGACAAUCUCUCAAAGAAAUGAGAGCAUAAGUCUAGAGGAAGAUCCAAGUUGCUCUAGCUCUAAAAUCCCAUGUUUCAGUAUUGUUGGGCACAGAUUAUCAUUUGAAGUUUGUGUGUGAGUGUCUGUCUUUUACUGGAGAGAUUUAAAAUCAUUGUAUUAUCCUCUUAUAAUCAUAACUGCUGCUAAUGUGUGAUCUUAUACUCAGGGAUAAUGUAUAAUAUCAGAUUACAAGUUGGUUCUGACUGACCUCCUUUCAGAUUUCAUUAAGAGAGAAAAGCUGAUGAAAGACAAUGCAGAAGGCAGAGAUGUAAACCGCUAGUUCUGUAUAGCAUGAAAUGAUUGCUGUUUUGAUAGGCAGCUCAUUUGGUCAAUUAAACAAUCCUGGCUGGAUUCAGGGAGCCUUGGCUUAUUCAACUGAUUUUCCAAUAGCUUUUGCCUCACCUGUCCUUCUGGUUUCCAUGGAAACUGGCUUCAGAAAAGCCAAGGAUAGGCUAUUUCAGAUGUGCAUACAUGUGUUUUCAUAACACUUCUGGAGGCGCUAUACAAUGGAACUGGCCAGGAAGGUGGUGAGAAUAUGUGGUAAGACAACUAGAAUGGUACAGAUCAGAUGGCUUUUGUGUCAGCUCAGUGGUUUUUCUUUGGGGUUGUUCUAAAAACGUUCCAGCAUUCACUACAGUAAAGGUGUCUGAUUGGACCACAUACUUCCCAUUGGCAUUACAAACAUUUUGCAGGGCUGCUAAGUAUCUAAGUAUCCAAUGUGUGUUACCAUCUCAUAUUUAAUUAAAUGCUAUGGAACUCUC